Theileria annulata is the source of this 711-nucleotide messenger RNA. Its product is annotated as Tpr-related protein family member, putative. The record is from RefSeq and is a predicted model, not a curated record. The transcript has 3 exons. NCBI's taxonomy places the organism in Eukaryota, Apicomplexa, Aconoidasida, Piroplasmida, Theileriidae. Bases 1 to 711 code for a protein of 236 amino acids.
AUGGAUUUUAAUGAGUAUGAAAAUAUAAUUGACAAUGUUGAGGUGAAUAGUCCCGAAAGACCAAAUACUGAAGAAAACUUUGCCAAUGAAGUUGAGUAUGAUGAUGUUGUGGGCGACAGCGACGACAGUAUGGGAAGUGAGAGGGCAUAUCCCCUGGAUAAAAAUAAGCUGAAAAAAUCUUCUAAUAUAUUUUACAAAGGAAAUGCCUUAAAAAUGGGUAAAGUUAGAAAGUAUAAAUAUGCUCUUAAAAAUAUCGGAAGCCUUUAUAUAGCAACUUGGACUCGGGAAGAAGGUGAAAAGGAUAAUAAUUUGUCAAUAUCGUCUUCAAACUUUAAGCGCGAAUACUCUAAGCGUAAAAUCAAACAUGCACUUGAACUUUGGUGUUUGCCAAGUAUGCUACUAGGUAACUUUAUGGAUAUAAUUCAGAAAGUAACAUACAAAGGCACCGACGGCGACCCCAGCAAAAACGAAGCCACAGCCGAUGACAAAAGUAAUAAGUUCAACUGGAUCAUUGUUCCUUCAAUUGCUACUCAGUGGUUAAAUUUCCUAACCUAUGUAAUCCUCUUGGUUGUUUACUUGGUGGAUUUGGCGGCUGGCAAAAAUAUGCAUCCGAACACAAACCCAAAACAGGAUCACAAGACUGCGACGACACUGAAGAAGCUAAAGCCAUUGUUCAUGCUUGGAUAUGGCACUUCUUUGAUAUACUUAUAG